CACAGGGCAGCCUGCUGCUCUCCCUUCAUUUUAACAGCAAAGAAGUCUGGGCUACAGGCAGAGGGAGAGAGUGGAGUGAGCAGAGGAAAGCAGGAGCAGUGCUAGAAAUUAUUUCAUAAUCACAGGAUUGGACAAGAAAGUCAUGAUGAAGCUGUUUUGCCUGUUGCUGCUGCUAGCUAGUCCAACAGCCGCCAUCCCUCUAGAGUCGUCGGGUAGAGAGAGGUUCCCCACCCUGCCCUCCCAGGCCCUUGCCACAGCACCAAGCCCAACCGAGGAAAAGUCUCGCUUCGCCAUGCUGGAUGACGUUCGUCUACUCGCAAACGGCCUACUUCAGCUCGGCCAGAGCCUACGAGAGUUCGUCCACAAGACCAAGGGCCAAAUCAACGACAUCUUCCAAAAGUUGAACAUUUUCGACCGCUCUUUCUACCAGCUCUCGGUGGUCACGUCCGAGAUCAAGGAGGAGGAGGAAGAGCUGAAGAAGACCACAAAUUUCUUGAAGGCCAACAACGAGGAGAUCAAGAACUUGUCGAUGGAAAUCAACUCUAAGAUCAACGGCAUCCUUCAGGAUCGCACGCAGCUGCAGAGCCAGGUGGGGAACCUGGAGGAGCAGCUGAAGGGACUGUCGCAGAGCAUUUUCCCCGUUGAUCAGCUUAGUGAAAUGACAACGCUCAAGGAAGUGAUCGACUCUCAAGAGAAAACAAUUACCAGUCUGCUGAAAGCUGUGAAAGAGCAGCACGAUCAGCUUGACAACCAGAAAAUCAAGAUUCUAAACCUGGAGGAAAAGCUAAGCGAUGACAGCUUUCAAGAGACAGUCGAUAAGCCAAUGGAUUUAGACCCUGCAGCGCCUGAUAUGUUUGAAUAUCUGACAGGAAACUCAACUGACCUGGACGUGAAUGACCUCCCAGUGGACUGCAGUGAGUUGUUUAACAAAGGAGAGACCAAAAGUGGACUCUAUGUUAUCAAGCCAAACCAAUCCGAGCCAUUCAAUGUUUACUGCGAAAUGGGUUUAGAUGGGGGUUCAACUGUGAUCCAACGCAGGGCAGAUGAUUCAGUGGAUUUUGACAAGACAUGGGAAGAGUAUGAGAAAGGCUUUGGAGAUCUGGAAAAGGACUUCUGGUUGGGCUUGAAGAAGAUCCACAGCUUCACUCAGCAGGGAGUUUACAUCCUGCGUAUUGACUUGGACGACUGGAAGGAUGGGAAGCACUGGGCUGAGUAUCGCUUUUCAUUGGAGGGUUCCUCCAAGGGCUAUACCCUUCACGUGAGCCACUUCUCUGGUGACCUGCCUGAUGCCAUGGCCAACAGAACCAGCAUGAGAUUCUCCACCAAAGACAGAAACAAGGACAACCACCGGAACUCCAACUGCGCUCGCAGUUACACAGGUGGUUGGUGGUUCAACGCUUGCAGAGAGAACAACCUUAAUGGAAGGUAUUCAUGGUUGAGGGCAAAAGGACGCUCUAUGAGACGGAAGGCCAUUUACUGGAAGCCUGGCACAGGGUCCUCAUAUUCCCUCAAGAUGACCAAAAUCACCAUACGACCAGCCCCCGCUGCUGAAAGCUUCAAUUGAACCCCACAAGUCAUACCUUUUUCUUACAACACCACUGACAUUUUCCACAAACAUUGAUCAAAUCCAACACUCAGCCAAAAAGUUCUAUUGAAGUGGAACGUGACAUAACACCGACACAUUCUCAGUUUAUCUGCAUCAUUAAGUUGAUUGCUUGCGUACAGUGUUUUUGUCGAAGGCGGGUGCUGACCAACCAAUAACAGGCCACAAAAUUUCAGAAAUUGCUGACCUGUCACAAUGAUGCAACCGUGCCAUACAGGUCAUUAACCUAUUGGGUAUAAUCAAGCAAGGACGGUAGAAUUGUCAUGUUGCAACAUCUGCAAUCAUUUGCAAAAAUGGAUAUACCCGUUUCAGUGCUGGCUGUGAAAUGCAACAGUACUGCAGUAGGAAAGAAAACUAAGGAGAGAUUACGAAGCAGUUCUAAAAGCUGAGAUUGCUGGGCUGGAACAGAGAACUUAAAUGUAUUUGACAGCUUCUAUGUUGACAAAGCUAUUUGAAAUGAAUAUUAUCUUUGUGAUGUGAAACUGUUUCAUGUUUCCAACAGGUUAUUACGUAAGGCAUGCACAUUAUAUAAGUCAAUGUUCAAGAGAAACACUGCAUCUCCAACAUCUCAAAAGGUGUCCAUUCUAGUGAUUUGGUUUUUCCAAUGAACGUCAUUUUUCUGCAGAUAUUUUACACUGAUUCAUCCCUAGUUUCAUGGAACACAAUCCACAGAGUGGGGACAAUAUCAGCAGUCAAAUACUGUACAAAAUGAGAGAAAGAGAGCUUUGGCAGCACAAUGAUGAGGGUUUUUGCUUUGUUUGUUCUAUUUUUUUUACUCUGUAAAGUAUUUAAACAAUUUCAUGCUAUAUCAUCACUUCUGCUGGUAUUGUUAGAAAAACAUAAUUUCUGUGUAUUUCCAAAUGUAUUGAGUCAUAUUGACUCUUGUCCAUUAUUACAAUAUAGCUGUAGCCUACUGUAAAUGUGCCUCAUACUAACACGCCAUCCUAAUAAGUAGCUAUAAGCUCUAACAAAACAUAUUUAUGAAGUCAAAAUAAAAAUCUUGUCUAAAUGACAAACACGUUGUCAACAGUGUGUUGAUCUAUAACUUUGUAUUGAACUCAAUCAAAUUGAAUAUAACUUUAGUAUUAUAUGUACGAUGAAAUACUGCCAUCACAGUCAGUAAGACAGUAUACUCAUUCAAAAUUUAAAACAAUCGCUAAAACAAUAUAUUACUUAAAAAUGUGGAUGCCUCCAUUUGCAUGCUUCCACAUUGCUAUAAUCUCCAUAAACGUUUUGUGUUUUCCAGGUCAGGACCUGUAUCGUCCUGCUUACGGCUCAUAACCUUCAUCAAGUUUAGUAACUGUUCAGGUUCUCAAUGACGUCAGAGAGUAUAGUCGACAUAUAUAUAUACUCAAAGGAAAAGUACAUCAAAGAACUAGGUUUACGAAGAAAAAAAUAUUGUGAACCCAGACAACUACCUUCGACAUUUAAAUAAGUAAAAGAAUAUUACAAAUGCAAUAAUUAGGAUUUCCUUUCACCUAGUUCUGCUGGCUCUCAACUAGGUCUGGCAUUAGUUUAUCUCCAAUAGGAAGGCACCUGGUUAUUUGCAGACAAACAAGGCCUGUGGUAGCACGGUCAUGUCAGCAGCAACGUCUGGCAGUGGCAACAUCUCUCAAAGUGACCUUUCCAGACACAGCACUUGUUCACAUGGAACAUGGACGCAGUACACUGGCAGUAAACAAAGAGGUGAACAUUAACGAGACACAGUGUCAGACAUCACUGUGCAAAGCUGGAUUUGAUUUCUGCAGCUUUAAGCUGUGUUCAGGCUUUGAUUGAGGUUCACUACAGGGAGUUUGCAUCCGGCUCAUGGAGCAUGUGGCGUUUUGCCUAUUUUCACCUGUAUUCUCUAACAGGCAAUCAAUGUAACUCUCAAUAGAACAACAGCUGCUAGUAGUUAUAUCAAUCUAUAGUCCUUGGAAAAGUAAAUCAUUUCCAAGAAGGCAGUUAACUGUGAAAAUUACAAUUGAAAUUUGACAUUUGUACAGCCAACUGAGCUAUGCCUGAAUGACGGGUAUGAGAGGGCUGUGUUUAAAUACAUUCCAUAUCCA
Molecule: messenger RNA, 3651 nt
Organism: Anarrhichthys ocellatus (wolf-eel)
Lineage: Eukaryota; Metazoa; Chordata; Actinopteri; Perciformes; Anarhichadidae
Gene: angptl3
Product: angiopoietin-like 3
Exons: 7
Coding region: 143-1564 (473 amino acids)
Biological process (GO): triglyceride homeostasis; phospholipid catabolic process; phospholipid homeostasis
Source: RefSeq, a predicted model, not a curated record